CCUAAAAUAGCUUUAUUUUUUGUUGACCAGGUUUCCUGCACCAGCUGAGGAAGAUCUAUAUCCAAAUAUUAAUUAUGUCCUUCAAUUCGCUUUCUCGUUGACUCGAGGCAGAAGUAAUCUGUUCUCCUCAGUUGGCUAAUUAAGCUCCUCUCAUAAGAAAAAAUCAAGCUGUUGCUACUUCUAAUUUGCUCGGCUUUGUUCUGGUAUCAGUGUCCAACUUCAUUCAAUUUCUUUCUGCUAAACCUGCCACAGGUACACAGUACACUAGCUAUCUUUGAACUUUCAAUCUUGAUUUUGAUAUAUACGUUCGAUCUCAUUAGAGUUUAUGUAAAUAAAUUGAAAAUAUCUAUUAGUUUUCAUGUAGAUCCAUGAGCUUAAUUAUUACAAAAGAGAAAAGAAGCUUCAUUUCAUUUUUUUCCUUUUUAAUGGGAUGGCUUGAAGAUGUUCAAAAGAUCGAACAAGACAUACAAGAUGUUGAAGAAAGAGUAGGCACAGUUCCAUACUACAAACGUGCCAGUCUUGAUAAAGAUGUGCGUAAAACUAUUAAAGAGGUGAAGAGGAUUCGAAAGAGGGGCAUUUUCGAAGGAAGCCUUGGGAUUGAGAGAGCUCCGGCUCCUGGAAGCAUAAUUCCAAUAGGAAAUUUAGAGGGUGAAAUUUCUACUAAAGAUGAAAUUUGGGAGCACUUGAUGGGCAAUGAAGUUGGAAUGAUUGGGGUUUGUGGUAUGGGUGGAGUUGGUAAGACUACAAUCAUGAAGCAUGUUAACAAUGAUUUGCUGACAAUGAGUAGAUUUCAGAAAGUGAUUUGGGUUACUGUAUCAUAUCCUCUCAAGGUUUCAGAACUACAAAGGAAGAUUGCACUUGCUAUGGGCAGAACACUUCCAGAAGAAAUAAUGAUGCGGCCUGCAGCACUAAUGGAGAUGAUGGGAAGAGUGAGAUUUGUGCUAAUAUUAGAUGAUGUAUGGGACAAUUUUUCUUUGAGUGAUGUUGGAAUCCCCGAACCAACCCUACAGAAUGGAUGUAAAGUAGUUAUUACCAGUAGAACAGCUCAAGUAUGCAAUUAUUUGAGUUGUAAGAUUGUUAAAGUGCAGCCUCUUUCAGCAGAGGAGUCUUUGAAUUUAUUCCUCAGCAGGGUUGGACACGAUGUUUUACAAGUUGCAGGAUUGGAAGAAAUUUUGAAGCUUAUUGUGGAGGAGUGCGCCGGUUUACCACUAGCAAUUGUUGUAAUAGCAGGGGGCAUGAAGGGAGAAGGUGAACCUAAUAUUGUAGAGUGGAGAAAUGCACUAAAUGAUUUACGCCAACGCGUAAAAAGUGUGAAUGAUAUGGAGGAAAACAUAUUUAGGCGGUUAAGAUUUAGUUAUGACCAUCUAAGAGAUUUAGAAAUCCAAAAAUGUUUUCUAUAUUGCUCCUUAUUUCGAGAAGAUUAUGAGUUUGUUAGAGAAGAGUUGAUAGAAGGCUGGAUUGAUGAAGGGUUGAUUCAUGAGUCAGAAAAAAGACAAGAUGCUUAUGAUAGGGCUAAUGGUUUCUUAAAUAGGCUUGAAAAGAACUGCUUAUUAGAGAAAACUAUUGAUCUCUUUUCUAAUGAAGUUUUUAAGGUGCAUGAUGUGGUGAGAGACAUGGCUAUCAAAAGCAUCGGUCCUGAAGUUGGAUACAUGAUCAAAGCUGGUAUGAAAUUGACAGAGGUACCAAAUGAGCAUGAGUGGGCAAUUGCUCUUAACAAGGUGUCUCUAAUGGACAAUUACAUUUUAAAAAUUCCUGUUGGUUUGACUCCAAAGUGUCUGACCUUGUCAACUUUGAUAUUAUCAAACAAUCCUUUGACAAAGAUUCCAGAAUCCUUUCUUGAAGAUAUGAGUGGACUCAAGGUUCUUGAUCUCUCUAGAACCAGGAUUGAAGCUUUACCUAGUUCCAUCUCUAAGUUGGAGUCUCUCUCUGCACUGCGGUUAAGGGGGUGUCAGAGGUUAAAGUGCUUGCCUUCCUUAGAGAAGCUUGUGGCAUUGAAGAAGUUGGAUCUAAGAAGGGCAGCAAUUGAGGUGGUCCCUCAAGGCAUGGAGAUGUUGGCAAGUCUUGAAUAUCUUGAUUUAUAUUGUAAAAAUUUGAAAGAGAUUCCAACAGAAAUAUUGUCUAAAUUAUCUAGUCUCCAGUAUUUGGUUGCAAGAAAUGAUUGGGGAUCAACUAGUGUAAAGAUAAAUUUAGAAGAGGUUGCUAAAUUGAGAAAGUUGGAGAUUUUAGAAUGUAAUUUUGGUGAUAUGCAAGACUUCAAUUAUCUUCUGAGGGAGUUUAAAAUUUUCCAAAGUUUUAUUGCUUACCAGCUUCUAGUGGGAACAAAAAUGGAUCGUAAAAUAGGUAUUGACAAUCCUAAAGAUAAAUGCAGACUUAUAAUUAGUGAGUGUGACAUUGGAGAAGAAUGUAUGGUGCUUCCAGAUAAACUUCAGCUUUUGCGGAUCCAUAAAUGUAAAAACAUCAGCAGUAGCUUAAGCAAAAUAGCUUUGUUAGAGAAUGCAACCGAGUUGGGUGUUUGUAUUAUUAGUAAUUGUGAAGAGACAGAGUACGUGGUUGAGUUGGAUUCAUCCUUCUCCUCAUCGUGUAAACCAGUACUUGAUAAGCUUGAAAGCUUGUAUCUUCGGGGUUUGCCUAGGUUGUGGGCACUCGUGAGAGUGGAAAGAGUAGCAACACCACCACGUGUCUUUUCCAAUCUUAAGGCACUUAAUAUAGUUACAUGUUCAGGAAUGAGGAAGUUGCUACCACUUGAGCUCCUACAGACCCUCCAAAACUUAGAGGCGAUUGAUGUUGUUGAUUGUAAACAAAUGGAGGAGAUAAUAACCUCAUCAGAUUCAGAUGCAUCAUCGGAUAAAUUCACUUUCACUUUUCCCAAGUUAAGGAGAUUGUGGUUGAUAGGGUUACCCCAAUUGAAGAGCAUUUGUAGUGCCAAAGGAGUUAUGGUUUGCGAUUCUAUUGAAAAUAUUUUGAUAGGGCUUUGUCCUGAGUUAAAAAGGAUCCCUAUGCAACUUCCCCUGCUUGAUAAUGGCCAACCAUCUCCUCCUCCUCGUCUCAAACAAAUCUACAUUUCGAAAGGCUCAAAAGAAUGGUGGGAAUCAGUGGAGUGGGAUCAUCCUAAUGCUAAGAACAUACUCCAACCUUUCGUGAAAUUUCCAUCGUAAGUAAAGCAGCAGAUGUGUGUAAAUAACAAGUCACGUGCUACCACAAUAACACGUGGUAGUAAAAGCCUUUCCUCUACAACAGCCAACGAGAAAGUCGAUGUGGGACAGAAGGGAUUCUAGGAGAGAUGAGAUUGAGACGCAUCCACCCUCUGCUUUCAUGUCCCAUAAACCCCAAUUUUGAUCUUUUAUCAAGCGAAGGCAACUUCUCUCGGAGCAGAAAAGCAAAAGAAAAAUGAGAAUCAGCCAAACCCAAUACUCCUUCAUAUGAUUGACAAUAAUCGUCUUUUUUUUUUUCAAUUUAUGUGUCUUUUAUUUAUUAGAUGGACUUGGUUUAGUGUGCUGAUUUCAUUUGGUAAUUUGUUUUUUGUUGUAAUUAAGUUGUCAAGCAUGUUGUGUUUUGGGAUUUCUACUCUGUUUGACUGAUAGAAUGUGAUUCUUUAUCAAUUUGAAAUGUAAUUUUUGUAAUACCUUUCAUGUUUGAUAUAUUGUUAUUAUUGCAAAUUCCCUUUACUUGGCUGAGUUGAGCACUGGAGAACGCUCUAGCAGUCCUUCAUCGCGAGCCUUCUUCCACCUUUGCAGUGAACAGAAAAGGGAGAUCCAUCUAAGAAUCACCACAACAGAAAAGGCAUGGCAUGGGGGGAAAUUACAGCUUUAAAAUAAUUGCUCAGCUCUCAUAAAUUCCAAUUAGAUCCUAAGCUUUGUGAUACAAGUGAUAUUGGGCGGUGAGAUGGAAUCAAUUCUCAACAUCUUGCAAAUUAGGUACUAUGGAACCAAAUCUCUUGUACUUUUAGUAUCAUUCACCUGCAAUAAUGAUGUAAUAUUCUU
Messenger RNA from Rubroshorea leprosula, 3980 nucleotides. The record is from the annotation of a GenBank genome assembly. NCBI's taxonomy places the organism in Eukaryota, Viridiplantae, Streptophyta, Magnoliopsida, Malvales, Dipterocarpaceae.